UUGGCGCGGUCGGUAUCGUUGUUUUGUUGUGUUUUGUGUUUUCGUGUAAUAUUGUAAUAUUUAUAAUUAUAAUUGAAUGAAAUAAUAAUACCACCAUGUCUGCGCGAUUAAAACAUAUUGAAGUGGAAAACUUCAAGUCGUAUCGAGGACGCAGAAUAAUAGGUCCCUUAAAACCAUUUAAUGCUGUUAUUGGCCCCAAUGGAUCAGGAAAAUCUAAUUUUAUGGAUGCUAUCAGUUUUGUUAUGGGUGAAAAAACACAAAGUUUACGUGUAAAGCGUCUAAGUGAUUUAAUUCAUGGUGCUGCGAUUAGUAAACCAGUUUCUAGAAGCGCUUCCGUCACAGCUGUCUUCACGGUGGAAGAUGGGAGGGAAGUUGCUUUUCAGAGGUCUGUCCAAGGAUCGUCUUCUGAGUACAGAAUUAACGGAAAUGUUGUUUCUACAAAUGAAUAUCUCGGCGAAUUGGAAAAAUUGAAAAUAAAUGUAAAGGCGAAAAAUUUUUUAGUCUUUCAAGGAGCAGUAGAAUCGGUUGCUAUGAAGAAUCCUAAGGAAAUGACUGCUUUAUUUGAAGAAAUCAGUGGAUCUGGAGCCCUAAAAGAAGAAUACAUGCGACUGCAACAAGAAAUGCAAAAAGCUCAGGAAGAGAUAAAUUUUGCUUAUCAAAAGAAGAAAGGUAUAAAUGCUGAGAAAAAGGAAGCUCGGUUAGAGAAAGAAGAAGCCGAUAAAUAUGCUAGACUAAAGGAUGAUUUGAAUGACAAGUUAGUUGAACACCAACUAUUUAGACUAUUUCACAACGAGAGGGAAAUGAAUAAUCUUGAGCACGACUUAAGUUCUAAACAAAAAGAAGUUGAAAAAAUAGAGAAAAAGAAGGAGAGACUCGAAGAUACGCUUAAGGAAAAGAAAAAAGUUCAUGGGAAAUAUAACAGAGAUUUGGCUAAAACAGAGCAGGAUAUUCGCGAAGUUGAAGUAGAGAUUUCUAAGAAGAAGCCCCAAUUCAUUAAAGCCAAAGAAAGGGUUACCCAUAUGCAAAAGAAAUUAGAUGGUGCUAUAAAAACGUUGGAGCAAGCAAGAAAGGCUCACGAGGCUCAUAUGAACGACAUUAAAAAAUUGGAAGAUGAACUUGCGGAGGUAGAAGCUGCCAAAGAAGAAUACGAAGCUCACAUAGCCGGGGAGUCACAGAGCCAAGGGAGAGACGUUCAUUUAGAAGAUGCACAGGUAAGAGAAUACCACCGUUUGAAGGAAGAGGCAGCGAAAAGAUCGGCGAGGUACAUGCAAGAAUUGGACUCGGUAAAUAGAGAGCAAAAAGCCGAUCAGGAUCGUUUGGAUAAUGUGUCUAGAAUGAGAACCGACGCGGAAAACAAACACAGACAGAAGCUGCACGAGAAAGAGGAAAUGGAGAAGAGAAUCGAAAAGUUGGCUGAACAUAUAAGAUCAAGCGAGCAAGCUCUACAGGAUCAGAGGCAGUUGAGGCAAGAUUUGCAAUCCGAUGUCGGUUCCUCAAAGGAUAGGGUGCACGAGAUACAGAAGCAAUUGGACGAUGUCGUAGAACAACUCGGUGAUGCAAGAACUGAUAAACAUGAAGAUGCAAGACGUAAAAAGAAACAGGAGAUUGUCGAGAGAUUCAAAAGUAACUAUCCUGGAGUGUAUGAUCGAAUGAUUAAUAUGUGCCAACCAAUUCAUAAAAGAUACAACGUUGCCAUUACCAAAAAUUUGGGUAAAUACAUGGAGGCCAUUGUAGUCGACACAGAACAUACGGGACGUCAGUGUAUUAAAUAUCUGAAAGAGCAAAUGUUGGAACCUGAGACAUUCUUACCUUUGGACUAUUUGCAAACAAAACCCGUAAAAGAAAGAUUACGUAGUAUUACUGAACCGAAAGGAGUGAAAUUGAUCUAUGAUGUACUACAAUUUGAACCACAAGCGAUCGCUAAAGCCGUUAUGUUUGCUACUAAUAAUGCCUUGGUGUGCGAGACUCCAGAAGAUGCUAUGAAGGUCGCUUAUGAACUGGGCGGAAGGUAUGAUGCCGUAGCUCUAGACGGCACGUAUUAUCAAAAAUCUGGUAUAAUAUCCGGUGGAAGUUUAGACUUGGCGCGUAAAGCUAAACGUUGGGAUGAAAAGCACAUGGCACAACUUAAAGCUCAGAAGGAAAAACUAACAGAAGAAUUAAGGGAUGCGAUGAAGAAGUCCCGUAAGGAAUCUGAAUUGAAUACAGUGGAUUCCCAAAUACGUGGGCUUGAAACUAGGUUAAGAUAUGCCAGAACUGACAUGGAAAGCACGACUAAGCAAAUUCAUGCGGUUGAAAAGGAAUUGACUCACUUGAACGAUGAAAUGAAAAAAUAUGGACCUCAGAUAGAGGCCAUCGAGAAGAGUAUGCAAACUCGUGAGCAGCAGAUAGAAGAGAUCAAAUUGAAGAUGAACAGUUUGGAGGAUGUAGUUUUCUCAGACUUCUGCAGGGAAAUAGGUGUGCGCAAUAUAAGACAGUACGAAGACAGGGAACUUCGUGCACAAGAAGAACGUAAGCAGAAAAGGUUGGAAUUUGAGAAGCAGAUAAACAGAAUUACGAGCAAUCUGGAGUUUGAAAAAAGCCGUGAUACGCAGAAUAACGUCAGUCGUUGGGAACGUACUGUUAAUGACGAAGAGGAGAAAUUGGAGACUUGCAAAAAGCAAGAAGCGAAACAGAGAGACGAAAUAGACAAAGACCUGCAGCAAGUUGAACACCUGAAAGCACUGCGUUUAAAUAAGAAACAGGAAGUCGAAGCGGCGGAGGAAGAAGUGGGUAAAUCAAGACGUGAAGUGGGAUCCAUUGCCAAAGAUGUUCAGGCCGCCCAGAAAGCAGUGGUAUCUUUGGAAGGUAAAAUCGAAAGUAAAAAGAGUGAGAGGCACACCAUCCUUAUGCAGUGCAAAAUGGAUGAUAUUGCCAUUCCCAUGAUUGUUGGAAACAUGGAAGACAUUGUAGCAUCUGACCCGUCCCAGUCAUCAUCUGCAGGAGAUACAAAUAGUACGGCACAGCAAUAUGAAAAGGAAGCCAGAAUAAAGAUUGACUACAGUAUGCUAUCCGAUAACUUAAAAGACCUAGAAGAGAGAGAUGAAAUAAAAAAAGUUGCCGACAAACUUUUAAAAUCAAUACAUAACUUACAAGACACCCUAACAAAAAUCCAAGCUCCCAAUAUGAAGGCCAUAGAAAAAUUCCAGCUCGCAGAAGGCAAAUUGAAGUCUACCCAAGAGGAAUUCGAAAAUCUUAGAAAACACAACAAAAAAGCCAAAGCUGCCUUUGAACGGAUUAAGCAGCAAAGAUACGAACGGUUCACUAGAUGCUUUGACCACGUUUCUAACGAAAUAGACAACAUCUACAAAGCUUUAGCCCAGAAUCAAUCUGCUCAGGCUUUCCUAGGUGCCGAAAAUCCAGAAGAACCGUAUCUAGACGGAAUAAAUUACAAUUGUGUCGCUCCAGGAAAACGUUUUCAACCGAUGUCUAAUUUAUCUGGUGGAGAGAAGACCGUAGCAGCUCUGGCACUGCUGUUUGCCAUUCACAGCUAUCAACCGGCGCCGUUCUUCGUAUUGGAUGAAGUCGAUGCGGCUUUGGAUAACACCAAUAUCGGAAAGGUAGCUAAAUAUAUUAGAGAGAAGACGGAAUCUUUACAAACCAUUGUAAUAUCUCUUAAAGAGGAGUUCUAUUCCCAUGCUGAUGCUCUCGUAGGAAUUUGUCCACAGCCUGCCGAUUGCCUUGUGAGUCAGGUCCUUACUGUUGAUUUGACAAAGUACGAUCAGCCUUGACGGACAGAAAAAGUGUAAUUUAUUUUAUUCCAAGUUUUUUAUAUCCAUAGAUUUAAAAGUAUAAAUUUAGUAUUAAGAUAGUUUUUAUUGUAAGACAUGUUAUUUAUUCCCCAAAUAUUGUAGGUUA
Anoplophora glabripennis (Asian longhorned beetle) is the source of this 3894-nucleotide messenger RNA. RefSeq names its product structural maintenance of chromosomes protein 1A (gene SMC1). Gene Ontology annotation, biological process: sister chromatid cohesion. The transcript has 15 exons. Gene Ontology annotation, molecular function: ATP hydrolysis activity; DNA binding; protein binding. Lineage: Eukaryota; Metazoa; Arthropoda; Insecta; Coleoptera; Cerambycidae. The coding region runs from base 96 to 3767 and encodes 1223 amino acids. The record is from RefSeq and is a predicted model, not a curated record. Gene Ontology annotation, cellular component: cohesin complex; chromosome; nucleus.